GCAGACAGCAUAGAGGGCGCCACCAGGAAAACAUGGCGCUAUUCAGGCAUUGUCUGCUGGGGAAAAUCAACUCAAUCAGACCCAGUUAUGUGCCCUUUUACUCAACAUUUAUUCCUGAAAGCGCAUUUCUCACUAACCGUGAGGCCCUGGGUUGUCUUUGGAAUAAAUUUUGCGGAGUGACAAAUAGUGCUGUCCAUGAAGUGUCUCCGCUGAAGGGUACCCAUAGAAACGGUGGCAGAAGGAAUGAGAAGAAAAGCUAUUCCCACUUGAGAAUCAUGUUUGUGCCUGCUAUAUUAAAGGGAAUUUUUCCAAGUGAUGAAACAGAAGAACUGACUCCAGAAAAAAAUUUAGUAAAUCACAUCAAGAGGAGUAUAUUACUCAUGGAGAAUGGAGAACCACAGAAGGCUGAGCGUCUUUUACAUAUAGCAUUGAAAAUGGCCCAGGACAUGAAACAUGAAAAGGGCAUCACAUAUGUUUAUGAUACCAUGGCUAAUUUAGCUUUUGAAAAUGGUGAGCAUCAAAAAGCUCAAGCUCUUUUUGUGGAGGUGUUGAAAAGAUUGAUUGGCAGUGGUUUAGCUCAGGAUGACAUUAUUGUUAUAAAUAUCAGUCUCAAAAUAGCCGACACAUUUUUGACCAUGGGCGAUUACACGAAGAGUGAGCAAGGAUUUCUUUUCUGCUUGGACUCAUUAAAGAAGAAAAUUACUGAAGGUGCAUCCGAUGAAGACACACUUAUACUCUACACACAGACUUUGGAUCGGUACAGUUUAUUCCUGCUUCAUGUUAAGAGACCAAAUGAAGCUGUUAAGUUUCUAGAACUAGCACUGGAAAUGGCAGAAACCGUGUUUGGCAACCUGAACAAUAAAAUUGGAGCUAUUUUACUUUCUGACAUGGGAGUAAUAAAAACAUCACUUGGAGAGAAAGAAGAGGCAUCGCAAUGUUUUGAAAAAGCUCUUGCCAUUGCUAAUCAAGAAGAAGUUGAUACAAGUGCUGCAGUAAUUAUGGUGAACCGGGGCUUAGCUCUGAAAGAAAGUGGGCUCUCCGAGGAGGCUAGGCACUGGUGUACAAUGGGUCAGAAUCUUGCAAUCAAAGAAAAAAACAAAUCUAUUCUCAAAGCAGCAGAGGAAUGUCUAAAAGCAAAUAGUGGAAACAGAAAUGAGGGAAGAACCCCAUUGUGAGUACUUUCUACUAAAUUAAUGCUAUUUAUUUAUACAUAUUGUCACACUGUAAUAUAACACAAACACAAGUUGUUAAAAGAAAUACACAAACAUGUAAGAUUUUAA
Molecule: messenger RNA, 1280 nt
Organism: Thrips palmi
Lineage: Eukaryota; Metazoa; Arthropoda; Insecta; Thysanoptera; Thripidae
Gene: Ttc19
Product: tetratricopeptide repeat protein 19 homolog, mitochondrial
Exons: 4
Coding region: 33-1175 (380 amino acids)
Biological process (GO): mitochondrial respiratory chain complex III assembly
Cellular component (GO): mitochondrial inner membrane
Molecular function (GO): protein binding
Source: RefSeq, a predicted model, not a curated record